Molecule: messenger RNA, 288 nt
Organism: Diaporthe amygdali
Lineage: Eukaryota; Fungi; Ascomycota; Sordariomycetes; Diaporthales; Diaporthaceae
Exons: 2
Coding region: 1-288 (95 amino acids)
Source: RefSeq, a predicted model, not a curated record
AUGGAAGUUUCCACGAUCCCAGACCUAUAUCCCAUGCCGGAUCUGCCUGUGGAUGAUGCUUGCGGCCCUUCGUCCAACGCGACACUGACAGGACGCAGCAAGCACGAUCUUCAACCCUGUCGGCAAAGUGCCGACGAUCAUGCGUCUUCGGGAGCCCAGUCCUUUACCCCCGAUGAGCCGCUGCCCGACGAGCCAACUGUCGACAGGUCCGGCCGCUCACCUCAACAAACGUUACCCGACGCAGCGAGGAAACCACCGAGCGUGCCCGUGGCAGUCGGAACUGUGUAG